ACUCAGAACACUUCCAUCGAAGUAAGUACUACAUAGUACUUACUUUUUGGGCUAAGUUUCCAUACCCCUCCCCCCCCCCCCCCCAAAAAAGAUAUCGGUUUACCAAAAAUGAAACUUAAACUAAAGAUGAUUGAUAUUUAUUGCAUCUAUUCAUGAAAAAUAUAAGUAACAGAUCUUGAAACAAACCAUGAAUACAUCGAAAAUUAUCACUGUAGGCAGCAAAUCUUAUCGCCCUCUGCACGAUGAGAACUUGACACCGGAAGAUAUCAAGAAAGCUCAAGUAGAAUUAAAUGAAACGGAUUCUAGAAGAGAAAAAGCACUGAAAGAAGUGAAAGAAAAACUUAAGGGUGAUGUCAGUUAUGAGUAUAGAACUGAUGAUGAUUUCAUUAUCGCUUUCCUUCGCACAAGAAAAUUCAAUUGUGAGAAAACUGUUAAGAUGAUUAAGAACUAUGCGAAAUUCAGAGAAGAAAUACCAAGUUUCUUUCCAAAACCAAGUAUGUUUGAGGAGGAAUUGCGAACCAACAUAAUAAGCUUUCUCCCACACCGUGAUCAUCAAGGGAGAGCUAUCCAUGCUGCCAAAAUAGGUUUGUGGAAUCCCGACGAGCUGUCUGUUUACGACCUGGUAGGCGUUUCAGAUACUUUGACUGAAUAUGUUCUUCGCAAUUCUGUGACGCAGAUCAAUGGUGUGAUUGGCAUUUGGGACGCAAGCGGAUUAUCUUUUAAACAAUUCUUACAACUAAGUUCACCGAAACUCGCACGGGCAUUUACUAAGAUGGUCCAAGAUCGUCUACCUGGACGCUUCAAAGGUGUCUACAUCAUCAACUGCCAUAAGUCAUGUAUCGCCUUAUACAACAUAUUUUCCUAUUUUCUGAAGGAGAAAUUUCGCCAUAGGAUCAAAUUUCUAAGCAGUGAUCUAACUGAGCUACAUGCAAUCGUCGAUCCAGCCAUUUUGCCAGUUGAAUGGGGAGGAGUUCAACCAAACCUCGAUUGCAACGACCUCGUGGACAAAUUACUAGACAAAGAACGCCGCAUUCAAUAGAAAAAAAAAAAAAAAACUGAAAAAAAAAACCAGAUGGAAAAUUACCAAAAGAAAAAUUUUCUCACAUAAUAAUUUGAGCAAUAAAGAAUAUUUAUUGGAUACUAGCUCUGCUCAAUCUGAAUUUGCCUUCUGAGGAAAGGGGUGAAUUUUUCCGAAAGUACAAG
Molecule: messenger RNA, 1203 nt
Organism: Uloborus diversus
Lineage: Eukaryota; Metazoa; Arthropoda; Arachnida; Araneae; Uloboridae
Product: clavesin-2-like
Exons: 6
Coding region: 188-1039 (283 amino acids)
Cellular component (GO): membrane
Molecular function (GO): phosphatidylinositol bisphosphate binding
Source: RefSeq, a predicted model, not a curated record